This is a messenger RNA of Vigna angularis (adzuki bean), 1419 nucleotides long. RefSeq names its product SWR1 complex subunit 2. Bases 78 to 1139 code for a protein of 353 amino acids. The record is from RefSeq and is a predicted model, not a curated record. Gene Ontology annotation, biological process: chromatin remodeling; regulation of DNA-templated transcription. Gene Ontology annotation, cellular component: nucleus. NCBI's taxonomy places the organism in Eukaryota, Viridiplantae, Streptophyta, Magnoliopsida, Fabales, Fabaceae. The transcript has 9 exons. Gene Ontology annotation, molecular function: ATP-dependent H2AZ histone chaperone activity.
UUCAAUUUGCAUAGAUAAAAAAACAAAAAUAAAAACCCAAUUUUUACUGUGACUGAAGUUCUUUGGUGGUGGUGGGCAUGGAGAAAUCAGGCGACGAUGUUGUCCUGCUGGAUCGUGCGUCCCGAGCCACUCGAGGCAAGAGGUUAACCAAACUCCUAGACGAUGAAAUCCAAGAAGAUGAAUUGUUCUGGAACCAGGACGCUCUUAAAGAGGAUGAAGAGGACGACAACUACCAAGAGGAACCUGAGAUCGCCGAUGAGUUUGACUCUGAUUUCGACGAAGAUGAGACGGAGCCCGAGGAAGAGGAGCCUGACAAAUAUGACGCUGAGGACAGAAUGCAUAAAAAGAAGCGACUGAUAUUUCCUGGGAAGACUCUGGCUGUGAAGAAGAAAAAGAAGAAAACUUUAUCGAAAUUGGAAGGUUCUCCGAAGGAGGAUGAGCAUUCUGGGAAGGCUGCUGAGGAACAGCAGGAUGAGACUGGGGAGAGAAUGAUCAGGAAGUCCACUAGGACUUCUGUCAUCGUUCGCCAAGCUGAGAGAGAUGCCAUUCGUGCAGCCCUCCAAGCCACUAUCAAGCCAGUCAAAAGGAAAAAGGAAGGCGAGGAGAAGAGGAUGACACAAGAGGAGAUGCUUUUAGAAGCUGCUCAAACAGAGAUCAUGAAUUUACGCAAUUUGGAGCGUGUUUUAGCUAGAGAGGAAGAGGUUAAGAGAAGAGCAAUUGUGCAUAAAAAUGUUUAUAAUGGUCCACAGAUACAGUACAUUUCAAAAAAUGGCUGCUCCUAUUUAGAGUUCAUUAAAGGGUCAUCAUUCCACUCAGAGAUUUCCACUGGGCCUGUACAAUAUCCAGAACAACCUGUUUGUGCGAUUACUGGUUUGCCUGCCAAAUAUCGUGAUCCAAAGACUGGCCUGCCAUAUGCUACAAAAGAGGCUUUUAAAAUAAUUCGAGAACGCUUUCUGAAUGAAAGUGCUAACACCAGAAAGGAGAUGAGCAUGGGGGGCUUAUAUGAUUCUGUUUCUGGAUGUGGUUUUUCAAUGAAGCAAAAGAGAUCAGUAAUGCCAGAUAGAAACGUCAAUCCAGAUGUUCGCUCCUUAGCUCGUUUUCGUAGAAUUCCUGUUUUUGAGGAUGAAGAUUCUGACUAGUUGCCUUGGUAAUUAAUAUUUUUUGCCUGGCAUAAUGGUCCAUCCUGUUAAUGUCAGUGCCUCAUAGUGAAAGAUGUCAUAAUAUUAUUUUUUUCCCCAAAUGGCACUAUUUGGUGUUAAAUUUAUUCAUGUAGCAUAUUGUAUAGAAUAUUUACAUCAUUAGCAUAGUUAUAUGUACAUUGCCAGAAUUUGAUUUUUAGGAAGCCAAAUUCUGGCAAUUUUCUUUGUAUUUCCCCCUGGAAAACCAGUCCAAUUCAAUUCCUAGAAAACUGAAUUCUGA